UGCGGGGGAACGAGCUAGCGCCGCGGCGCGGGGAGUCAGUCGGGCCCGGAGGGCUAGCGGAGGCGGCGGCGGCGGCGCAGACUGAGCGGCGGGGGCAGCUGGAGCUCCAGCGUAGCGUGCCCACCAUGGCCGCCCAGGCUGAGCCCGGCUACCUGGCCGCACAGUCGGACCCGGGCUCCAACAGCGAGCGCAGCACCGAUUCGCCCAUGCCUGGCUCGGAGGACGACCUGGUCGCCGGGGCGCCCCUGCACUGCCCCGAGUGGAGCGAGGAGCGCUUCCGAGUGGACAGGAAGAAACUCGAGGCCAUGCUACAAGCUGCAGCUGAAGGAAAAGGCAGAAGUGGGGAAGACUUUUUCCAAAAGAUCAUGGAGGAAACAAACACACAGAUUGCUUGGCCAUCCAAACUGAAGAUCGGAGCCAAAUCCAAGAAAGAUCCCCAUAUUAAGGUUUCUGGAAAGAAAGAAGAUGUUAAAGAAGCCAAGGAGAUGAUCAUGUCUGUCCUAGACACAAAAAGCAACCGGGUCACGUUGAAGAUGGAUGUGUCCCAUACAGAGCACUCACACGUCAUAGGCAAAGGUGGGAACAACAUCAAGAAAGUGAUGGAAGAAACUGGAUGUCACAUCCACUUCCCAGAUUCCAACCGGAACAACCAGGCAGAGAAAAGUAACCAGGUAUCUAUAGCAGGACAACCAGCAGGUGUUGAAUCUGCUCGAGUUCGAAUUCGGGAGCUGCUUCCGUUGGUGCUGAUGUUUGAGUUGCCAAUUGCUGGAAUUCUUCAACCAGUUCCUGACCCUAAUUCCCCUGCCAUUCAGCACAUAUCACAAACGUACAACAUUUCAGUAUCAUUUAAACAGCGUUCCCGAAUGUAUGGUGCUACUGUCAUAGUACGAGGGUCUCAGAAUAACACUAGUGCUGUGAAGGAAGGAACUGCCAUGCUGUUGGAACAUCUUGCUGGGAGCUUAGCAUCAGCUAUUCCUGUGAGCACGCAACUAGACAUUGCAGCCCAGCAUCAUCUCUUUAUGAUGGGUCGAAAUGGGAGCAACAUCAAACAUAUCAUGCAGAGAACGGGUGCUCAGAUCCACUUUCCUGAUCCCAGUAACCCACAAAAGAAAUCUACCGUCUACCUCCAGGGUACCAUUGAGUCUGUCUGUCUUGCGAGGCAAUAUCUCAUGGGUUGUCUUCCUCUUGUCUUGAUGUUUGAUAUGAAGGAAGAAAUUGAAGUAGAUCCACAAUUUAUUGCUCAGUUGAUGGAACAGCUUGAUGUCUUCAUCAGUAUUAAACCAAAGCCAAAACAGCCAAGCAAGUCUGUGAUUGUGAAAAGUGUUGAGCGAAAUGCCUUAAAUAUGUAUGAAGCAAGGAAAUGUCUCCUCGGACUUGAAAGCAGUGGGGUUACCAUAGCAACCAGUCCAUCCCCAGCAUCGUGCCCUGCCGGCCUGGCAUGUCCCAGCCUGGAUAUCUUAGCUUCAGCAGGCCUCGGACUCACUGGACUAGGUCUUUUGGGACCUUCCACCUUAUCACUGAACACUUCAACAACCCCGAACUCACUCUUGAAUGCUCUUAACAGCUCAGUCAGUCCUUUGCAAAGUCCCAGUUCUGGUACUCCUAGCCCCACAUUGUGGGCACCCCCACUUGCUAAUACUUCAAGUGCCACAGGUUUCUCUGCCAUACCACACCUCAUGAUUCCAUCUACCGCCCAGGCCACAUUAACCAAUAUUUUGUUGUCUGGAGUACCUGCCUAUGGGCACACAGCUCCAUCUCCCCCUCCUGGCUUGACUCCUGUUGAUGUCCAUAUCAACAGUAUGCAGACAGAAGGCAAAAAAAUCUCGGCUUCUUUAAAUGGACAUGCACAGUCUCCAAAUAUAAAAUAUGGUGCAAUAUCCACUUCGUCACUCGGAGACAAAGUGCUGAGUACAAAUCAUGGUGAUCCAUCUAUCCAGACAACUGGAACUGACCAGGCUUCUUCUAAGGCAAACCCUGUAGAAGGUUGUAAUGAUGCUUUUGUUGAAGUCGGCAUGCCUCGAAGUCCUUCCCAUUCUGGGAAUGCUGGUGACUUGAAACAAAUGAUUGGUUCUUCCAAAGUGUCCUGUGCCAAGAGACAGACAGUGGAACUACUGCAAGGCACGAAGAACUCACACUUACACAGCACUGACAGGUUGCUGUCAGACCCUGAACUCAGUGCUGCAGAAAGCCCUCUGGCUGACAAAAAGGCUCCAGGGAGUGAGCGCGCAGCAGAGAGAGCAGCGGCUGCCCAGCAAAACUCUGAACGAGCUCGCCUUGCCCCACGGCCAUCAUACGUCAACAUGCAGGCAUUUGACUAUGAACAAAAGAAGCUAUUGGCGACCAAAGCUAUGUUAAAGAAACCAGUGGUGACAGAAGUCAGAACACCUACAAACACGUGGAGUGGCCUGGGCUUUUCCAAAUCCAUGCCAGCUGAAACCAUCAAGGAGCUGAGAAGAGCCAACCAUGUGUCCUAUAAGCCCACCAUGACAACCACGUAUGAGGGCUCAUCAAUAUCCCUCUCACGGUCCAACAGCCGUGAGCACUUGGGAAGCGGAAGCGAAUCUGACAACUGGCGAGACCGAAAUGGAAUAGGACCUGCAAGUCAUAGUGAAUUUGCAGCUUCCAUUGGCAGCCCCAAACGCAAACAAAACAAGUCAACGGAACACUAUCUCAGCAGUAGCAAUUACAUGGACUGCAUUUCCUCGCUGACAGGAAGCAAUGGCUGUAACUUGAACAGCUCUUUUAAAGGCUCUGACCUCCCUGAGCUUUUCAGCAAACUGGGACUGGGCAAAUACACAGAUGUGUUCCAGCAACAAGAGAUUGACCUUCAGACGUUCCUCACUCUCACAGAUCAAGAUCUGAAGGAGCUAGGAAUCACUACUUUUGGUGCCAGGAGAAAAAUGCUGCUUGCAAUCUCAGAGCUCAAUAAAAACCGAAGAAAGCUUUUUGAACCACCAAAUUCCCGUACCUCUUUUCUGGAAGGCGGAGCAAGUGGGAGGCUACCCAGGCAAUAUCACUCAGACAUUGCUAGUGUCAGUGGCCGCUGGUAGCAGUACCUUCUAGGCACAGAAAAACUGUACUUUGGACUCAGCUCAUCUGUGAACAGCCUUUGCUGCACACCGUCCUCAGCACUCUGAGUGUCUGGGAUCCGGACCAAAGCAUCUUAUUCACACCGGUACUUUAACAUCAAAAUGGAAGAAAAGAGACAUGUGCUUAGAUUGCCAUACAAACACCAAAUGUGGAUAACUUUUAAAAUUGCAGUUGGACAGAAUUUUGCAAUAUGAAAAUAGGGCUUUAUUUCUUUUUAUUUACCUAUAUAAUGUAUGCACUGAUUUUUUUUUUACUUAAAAUGAAGGAUUUUGACACCUAGGAUGCCAGAAAACAUACAAGUUUUUUUUUUUUUUGCUUGUUUUGGUAUUUGGGAAUUUAAAAAAAUAAUAAUCAAAUGGAAUUUUCUGGUACUGCUUUAAAAUUAUUGAGGUCUUUCAGCACUUUACACGUUCUGACUUCUUGUCCUGUGGAAAUUGUCUGUCUUUCUCAUUCUCUCUGUUAUUUCUAUGUCACCUGAUGUAUUGGUACAGAUCAGGUUUAGUCACAUUUUUCUGUCAAAUUGUUCUUUGAAAUGGUACUGGAUAUCAGUUGCUGUGCUGAGUAUUCUGGACUUUGGGAAAUGUGAGUCCACUUGGUUAUGGACCAAUUUUUAUGUCAGCAUCCUAAAAAACCUUAGCAAAUGUGCCUCAUUCCCAGGAACAAGUACCAACCAACCAAAUGGGCUUGGCAAUAUUAACCCUUUGCAGUAUCUAUAUUUAGCUGCUGCCUAUAUAGCUAAAAUGAUUUUAAUAUUUGUCUCAUGGCAAAGGGCUGUUUUUAGUAUACUGCCACUAAAGGACAUUUAUUUAUAUCAAACUUCUAUUUUUAGAUAUUAUAAGCAUACAGUACAUAGUUGAUGAGAUUGAUAUUUACUAGAGAUUUAUGGUAGAGAAUGGACGGCAUUCAAUAACUGGAGCCCUAGAUUGUCACUUUAUUUAAAAGGACAAAUAAUCAUCUGACAAGACAGCACUGUUGCCAUUAUGAAGAGAAAAAGUCACAGUCCUUAAACUUUUACCUACCUGGUCAUGGGAAUUUCCUAAAACUGUAUCCAUUGCUUGAAGUCAGUUUGCAUUCAUUGAUGGAAAGGCUUUAAGUAAACCCAGGGUGGCAGUUUAUAAAGGGGGUGGAAUUCUGAAGGGGAAACAAUGUUUUUUAAGUGGCUGGAUUUAUUGGUAAAUAUUACACUGUGAAAGUCCAAGAAAUCAAGCAACAUUGCUUCCCAAAUCUUUUCAGACACCUUCUAGUGUAUUUAUGGUUUGCAGCCCAUGAAGAAACUCACUAAAGUGCCUCUCUUCAAAGCAAUAUUCUAUCCAAGUGCAUUAAUUUUUUGGAAACGUUUCCCAUAGUAAUGGUUGUCAUUUACCUGAAAUGGGUUUUUUUUUUGCUCAUUGUUUAGGACUUUCUGUGUGGACAUUAACCACUCUUUCACUCUCCAUAGAAGGCACUGAGUUGAGCACUUGCACCCAUAUGGGGUAAGAAACUUUGCCUGAUGUGUUUCCAUGGCUCAGCCUUGCCAUUCAGUUAAAAACAAGUGACAUGUUUAUCCACAGAAAAUGUUUUCACUUUAGAAAUGACAUUGAAGGCAUACACAAUAAACUUGCCAUAAGAUGAACUAUAUCUGUCAUUAAAUUAAACUCUAUUUCUUUAAGGACAGAAAAGCAAAUGACUCCCUUUGCAAGUAUUGUGCACUGGUCCUGUACACAAGCGUGCAGGUGAUCACGUGGUGCUCCCUCUGUCUCUCCAUUGUAGUCAUGCCUCAGGCACAACAUACAACACAACCAUUCCAGGCUAGUUUUCUGCUCUACAGUCCAAUUUUCUAAAUUCUACACCUAUUUGGUGAGGCCUUCCACAAAUGAAGCAAUCACAGCUUUCCCCAAGUUCUCUACCACAUACUUGCAGCAGGAGGAAGAUGGAAUUCACACUCAGUAUUAACUUGGUAGAGGUUUUGUGAACAGUGCUUUGAUAUUAUGCCAAAGGGAAAAUUGUCCACUUAAACUAGAUUAAAUAGGAUGGCGAAAAGAAUAAAUUAAAACACUGGAAAUUAUUUUUUCUCACUUUCUCUUGAUGCAAUGAAGGGAAUAUGACACUACAGAAUACAGAGUUGUUGGUAUUAUAUAAUGCACAAAAUAAUAGUUGGAUUAUUUGACUAAAUGUUAGCUUUUAAUCUGUGCCUUAACAAUGAUUGGUUAUCUGUAAAUAGAGGACAGAUACAGAUUGUAUUUUGUGUGGGUUUUUGUCCUUUUAGUAACUUUUUUUUUAAUGAGAAACAGAAUUAACAUUGAGAAUGGGAAUUUUUUCUAAGCUAAUCAGUUGUUACAUGAGAAAUAAAUUUAUAUAACCCCUUUGUAUUGCUCUUGAUAAAUGAAAUGUCUUUUUUUAUCUUUACACAUAAAAAAUAUAUGCCUGCAUCUGUUUUCUAAGAAAAUCUCCCCCUGGCUAUUUUCAGCAGAAUUGAAAGAUGUUUCUGCGGUGGAAUUAAAUAUGUAUUCUCUCUCCUCGUUUUGUAUCGACAGAACUCAUUUCAACCCCAAGCCAAGGUACUUUAUUUGAGCCAGUGACUCCAAGACUAGUAGUAAUCAAUCACUGUUUCUCCAUCCUUCUAUGGUACAUUCGAGACAAGUAACAGUAUAGAACAGGUUUUAUUCUUGUUCUUUUAUGAAGACUCAAGUAGGUGAGCACUUUGACACCUCAUUUAUCUGUAAAGGCAUUCCAUACUGAAGUGGUGCUGGAGGAGUUGACCCUCAACAUCUUGCAGAGACUAACUGCUGUGUGGUCUACUACACUGAGUGUUUACCAGGCCUGCAGUGAGAUUCUGACUGCACUGGUUCCCAACAUGGAAUUUGUACUGCAUUACUAAUCCUCAGAUUUGGCCUCUUCCCUAGCCCUCCUCCCCUUGUGUUCCCAGGAAUAUCUUCACUUGAAAUAACCAUGCUAUUGAUUCUGAAAAAUUGUAGAACAAGCUGAGAUCACACAUGUAGUAAUAGGUACUUGGGAGACUGAAAUCAGGAGCCAUCAGAGUUGCCAACUUGAGCAACAAGUUCACGAGACCCUUGUCAACCGAAACAUGCACAGUGGCGCAUGUCUGUUACCCUAGCAACCACCAAAAGCCUAAAAAAAGGCAAGAUUGUGCCAGACAGGAAGCAAGACAGUAUCUCAAAUGCAACUGGCACAAA
Messenger RNA from Perognathus longimembris pacificus (Pacific pocket mouse), 6263 nucleotides. It is a transcript of the gene Bicc1, whose product is annotated as BicC family RNA binding protein 1. The coding region runs from base 126 to 3050 and encodes 974 amino acids. Gene Ontology annotation, molecular function: RNA binding; protein binding. The record is from RefSeq and is a predicted model, not a curated record. The transcript has 21 exons. NCBI's taxonomy places the organism in Eukaryota, Metazoa, Chordata, Mammalia, Rodentia, Heteromyidae. Gene Ontology annotation, cellular component: cytoplasm.